CUCUAACGGCGGCUACACACGCUGCUGUGUUGCAGACAGGCAGGACAUUACGGAGAGGACCAGAGACAGCUAGUGGACACAUUCACUGUGAUUAUACCCGGAGACCGAGACCCCGGAGGCCGGUGGACCCGCGGAAGGACCGGGCUGAGUGACACAGGUCCCGGUGUUCACGUUGUACACACCGAGGCGCGAUAUUGGAUCUUUCUUCAGGAAGGACCCUCAGCCUCGCACAGGGAUGUUUAUGUCCUGGGGCGGCAUGUAGGGGAUGUUAUCAUCUUGGAAAAGUAGAGGUUAGACAACUUUCUCUGUUUCUGGCCUCAGUUUGAUAGAGUUGAUAAACUCGCCAUAUCACUCUGUCGGCAGGGAGCCUAUGCUGUCACUCAUGACAGCUCAUGACUUUUGAGAUCAAUUCUGGAACGAAUCCAAUUGGAUUCCCCCCCAGUUGCAUUGAAAACGUGUGUACAAAGCAGUGCCUGUGAGAGGAGCUUCAGAGCUGUUCAACAUACCAUAUGUUAUGAGUGUGACUGUAAUUGGAAUGAUCAUUUAGCUCCAGAGCUGCCAGCCACUGCUCUGUGUGUGAUCCGAGCUAUGCAGACUGACUGGAGCCACUCUCAGACAGCUCCUCUGCACACCCAGCUCUAAGGUGCUCUCACAGAGAGGAACUUUUACAGCUGAGGAAAGCUCCCUGCAAGCCUCGAUCCAGAGGGACGACUGGUGCGGAGUAGCAGAUGUUACACAGCUUUGUGUAUUAUGUGUGUAUGUGCGGAUUAUUCAGAUGCUGCUAUGCAGACAGAGUGGAGCCACAGAAAAUCUGCUUGUGAAGUUUGAGUAACUCUCCGGCUGUGCAGCCCCUGUCAGAGCACUCAGUUGAAGAAAUGUGUUGCACUGUUGGCAGCUGAAGUUUUCUUUAUGAGGGUUUUGUUGUUGCAGGAUUGAAGUAUUAUUUAAAACAAAAACUCGUACAGGUUAUGCAUAUUAUGAAUUGGUAACUUUCACAUAGACUGAGACUAACAGUUGUGCCUGAAACACAUGGGAAAAUUCCCAUCUGACUUUUUUUUACAGUAAAGAAGCAAUGUUGUUCACUCCACUGUUGGUUACACUAAUUGUCGGGAAAUGAAGAACCCUCAUUCGCUGAAUAAUACCUGGAAUAGAUCCAUUAACAAAGACGAAGUACUAAUGUCGGUGCCUGGCAGUAACAAGAAGUUCAAAAGAAAGUCUCAGGAGCCUAAAAAGCUUUAUAGUGGCCCCGAGUCGGACAGGAUGAAAACCCAAGCAGGGUCGGAUGUGGACUCAGUGGAUGACACCCUGCCUGAGGCAUGUCACUUCAGCAGGUUGGCACCAUUAAGGAGACAGCUGAUCCUAUCACAAGAAGGGAUGGCUGGUUCUACAGCCCUUCUGUCAGGACUACCAGAGAGUGAAAUGUCUCCAGCCCAGGGGGGUGCCAUAGAUAUGAGAAUUGGAACUAAUGUGCCUGCCAUCACUUCCAAACUGUCGCAGUUACCUGCCUCUCCAUUCUCUCACUCUGAGAUCUCCCAAUGGCCCACAUCCAUAUCCCAGCCUCUGUCCAACAGACUCAAACUGGGCCUUCGUCCCGCUUUCCUUCAGUCGACAUCGACCUGCAGCAGCCCACCCCCCAGCCACCAGCCCGUCUCUCUGGAGCCCUGCCUGUCAGCUCAGGCUCUGUCUAUGGAGACCCAGCUCCACUCACCUAUGGAUUCUCCCAGGAAACAUAUUGGGGGUCACCAUGAGGUCAAAGCCGUCCAGCAGACCAGGAGGCUUCUAGCCAACGCCCGAGAGAGGACGCGCGUCCACACCAUCAGUGCUGCGUUCGAGGCCCUGAGGAAGCAGGUGCCAUGUUACUCUUAUGGGCAGAAGCUAUCCAAGCUGGCAAUUUUACGUAUAGCCUGCAACUACAUCCUGUCUCUGGCUCAGUUGGCAGAGCUGGACUACAGUUCAGACUGCGACAGUGUCAGCUUCUCUCAGUGUGUGGAGCAGUGCACCAGGACCCUGCAAGCCGAGGGGAGGAGCAAGAAGAGGAAGGAGUGAAGCUGAAACAAAUGGAAGGCCCCAGGACGCAGAACACUGGCAUCCCAAACGACCAGAUGGAGAGGAUAAUGAAAGAGUGAUGCGGAUGAAUUAUACUUUGUUUCAUGAAUAGCUCUCCCCACUCAUUACUUAAUAAUAUUUAUCUGAACAGAAUUGUAAAGGCUCUGUUCAUCAAGGCCCACAAACAAACUGAGAAUAAAACAGAUGUAAAGUGACGUAGGGACUGAAAUACUGAACUGUAGCUGUAUGCUACAUCCAUUACUGUGCUCCAAUUCUGUGUCGAGCCGUGGCUGCCUUGUCAAUACCAUCAAAGUAUAAGUAUGCAUUUCCUCACGCGACACUCCCUUUCAGCUGACACACUUAUGACAAGCACGAAGCUUGUCUGGUCACAGAUGUGUGUAAAGUUGAAUGAGAAUCCAAUCUGACUUCAAACUGAGGACAUUACUGCAGUCGACGCAGCUCAUUCAUGAGGCAGUCUUUUUUUUUUACAAUAGAUUUAACUAUAGUAGACCAUAAUAUGCCUACUAUUAAAAAUAAAUUAAAAUAUUUUAAAAAUAUAUUACCCCGCUGUAAUUUUCUUACAAACACAUAGCUGCACCAGACUGACUAAACAUUGUAAGAACAAAUAAUCAAAGUCCACAAUUAACUUUUAUAAUAAAACAAAUAUUGAAGGGCCACUAGAGUGAUUUAGUAUCCCACAUAUUUAAAGGUAGGGAACUUUUGAGAGACAGAUUUUAUAAGAAAUGUUGCACAGUAAAAGGUGAGAUAUAUUGACGUUCAGGAUACAUCCUCACUUGUCGUGUCCAUUUUUAAAAGCAACCGUCAACUGCGCUUAUGCCUAGCUUCCACACUGCUCUAAGUUUAACAACCCCUGAAACCGAACAUUUGAGAAAGAUCCUGACUCUGUUUUAGCCGAGGUUUUAGAAAAAGAGACGGCGCUAAUUUUCCAAAAGGACAAAUCAGGAUGAAGUUGAAGGUGUUUUAGACUAUUCUGCCUGUAUCAGCAACACACUGUUGUGAGAUUUGGCAACACAUUAACAUAAGUCUAAUUUUUCAGUAAUAUUUGUAAUGCUAAACCUUUAUAUAUACAGUCUAUGUGCUAAACAUGUUUGUUAGCUGUGUACAUAUCUAGUUUUGGCUAAAUAAACAAGGUUUUUAAGCCCUACCUGUUUGAAGGCA
This is a messenger RNA of Gymnodraco acuticeps, 3225 nucleotides long. It is a transcript of the gene atoh8, whose product is annotated as atonal bHLH transcription factor 8. The record is from RefSeq and is a predicted model, not a curated record. The transcript is spliced from 4 exons. NCBI's taxonomy places the organism in Eukaryota, Metazoa, Chordata, Actinopteri, Perciformes, Bathydraconidae. Gene Ontology annotation, molecular function: DNA-binding transcription factor activity; protein dimerization activity. Bases 1114 to 2046 code for a protein of 310 amino acids.